Molecule: messenger RNA, 1221 nt
Organism: Prorocentrum cordatum
Lineage: Eukaryota; Dinophyceae; Prorocentrales; Prorocentraceae
Source: the annotation of a GenBank genome assembly
AUGCAGGCGACCAUCAAGCACCUGCAGAAUGCCGUUGACGCUAAGUCAACGACAAUCGGCAUCCUCUCGAAGGCAAGUCGCGAAGGCGGAGAUUUGGAAACGCACAUCACCAACGCAGUCCAGACCAAGUACGCCGCCAUCAUCAAGGCCAAGGACGACGAGAUCAUGAUGCUCGCCAACAAGGCCGCCAAGGCCUCGGAGGCGAGACCGAGCGUCGCCAUGCAGGAGGUCCGAGAAGCCCUCCAGAAGAGCUUGAACGAGUACCGGGACAGGUGCAAAGUCUUGGAGAAGGACAAGAAGGAGCUCACCAAAACGCUAGCGGAGCAGAAAGAGCAGUUGGCCAACGUCGGGAAGGACGCCCAGAACCUGGAGGCGAUGCGAGGCAUGGUCGCCACCUUGGAGGAGGAGCGGGACUGCUUAAAGAGGACGCAGCAGGAGCUUCUGGAGUCGCUGCAGCAGGAGCGGGCCGAGCUGGAGCGGGCGCAGAGCGGCGCGGGCGGGGGCGGGGGCGCCGACCAGGAGGCCAUCGCGCGUCUCGAGGGCGACCUCGCAGAGGCCUGGAAGAAGGUCGAGGAGACCAAGCUCAGGGCCGACGCGGCCGAGCUGCGCGCCUCCCAGGCGGCCUCCGCCAGCGCGGGCGCCGCCGUCGCGGAGCGGCGAGUUGAGGAGGAAAAGAAGAAGGCCAGUGAGAUGGCGUCUCAGAUGCGGGACUACCAGAUGAAGGCGUUCGAGCUCAAGUCGGAGAACGACGCCCUGGCCCAGCAGCUCGAGGCCCUCCAGGAGGAGAUGACUCAGGAGCUGGAGGAGAAGAGCAGAGAGCUCGAGGAGACGCAGAAAGAGUUGAGUGUUCUGCAGGCAGAUCGUGAUGGUCACCUGCGCAUUGCGAAGGAGCAGAUCGACUCCAGGUUGCAGGAAGUGCGACAGAAUACACAGGCCGAACUGCAGAGCCAGCUGGCCGAGCAGGCCAAGGAGAGGCAGGAGGAGCAACGGCAGUUGAAGGAGCUGAGCGACGAGGUGGACAAGCUCCGGCUGACGCGCGACGCGCAGCUGGCCGAGCUCAAGGCGCUGAGACAGGCGGUGGGCGACACAGACUCCCGAGACCAGGCGCGCGGCGCGCCGCGCGCGCUGCGUUCCCCCCCGCCCCCCAGCACUGGGUAUAUAGUGCAGAGGAGCUGCAGCAUCCCGUGCCGGGCAGCGGCAAGCUGUGUCGUCGCGAGGUGA